GUUGUUUUUUCUGAAACCAAUGAAAUUCCAGCCAAAUCAUCGAAGCUGAAGGUUGGACAAAUGUAUUAUGCAUUGCCCUGCGAUCCGUGGAGUGUUGAAGAAUCCAGUCCGGAUCUGGCAUUCAGACUAUACAGCUCCCGUGACAGGAAGCCGGAGGAUUUGAUAACUUUCAAGUCCGGAGAACUCACCUCGGGCAUUUUCAGAUUGCAGGAGAGGGAUGAGAUCAAGAUUAUGCACGGAGUCAUGAACUUGACGCAUAUGACAGCUCAAGAGGCCCUCGUGCCCUUGCGGAGUGCCCACAUGCUGGAUGCUGAUGCCGAGAUCUCGCAUGAAAGCCUGAAGGAGAUCGACAGCUUCGGCCAUUCCCGAAUUCCAGUCUACAGGAAGCACAAGCACAAUGUCCGUGGCUUCAUUCUAGUGAAGAAGCUUAUUAUGUUGACUCCAGAGCAACUCAAUGGAAGCCUGACAUUUGGGGAUCUGCACCUGUUCAGAAUGACCCUAGUACACCCGGGAAUGCUGAUGCUGGAUUUGCUAAACAAAUUCCAGGAGGAGAAGUGCCAUUUGGGACUUGUGACCAGCAAUCCGGAGGC
Molecule: messenger RNA, 590 nt
Organism: Cladocopium goreaui
Lineage: Eukaryota; Dinophyceae; Suessiales; Symbiodiniaceae
Source: the annotation of a GenBank genome assembly